CUGGCGGGUACCACAUCUCGUUAGAGCUACGGCAUUUAGAGGCCUGUGGAGUACUGAGAGUGGGCGGUGGGUAACUAGAAAGGAGUGUGUGUUUGGACUUUUUUUUUUGGAAGGAAAGAGGGUAAAGCAGCCAUGGAGACAGAGCUUUUGAACACACAGGAGGUGUCACGCGUGGCUCCUCACUGAGAUUUUCUCUUUGGAAAGGAGAGAAGCCUUUCUCUCGACGCGCAUCCCUCUCUCCCGCUGCGCUGAGAAGGGCGGGGGGGGAGUGCGCAAGCUCUAGUUGGCUAGCCGCUCGGCACCUCGCUGCGAUAGGGGCCGUUCAGAGUUGGGGCUGCUCCGUAGGCUUUCUCCGCCCCUCCCCCUCUCCUUUCCUCCCCUCCCUUCCCCGCCCCCUCCGUCCCCCCUCCUCAGCAUCUGAAUUCCCUGGCUGGAGUACGAGUGCGCCUGCUCAGCUGCCGGGCGAGCGCGAGCUUGGGCUCGUACCCCGCUCCCCUAACCCCGCCCGCUCUUUACCUACCGGCCGUAGCUGGCCGGGUGGGCUUGUGGGGAGACGCUCGCGCGCGCACGCGCACACGACGCGGAGCGGAGCUCGAGACAUCGAGGAGGGGAGUAAGAAGCAUCCGAGGAGGCGUUAGAGGAGGAGGCGGUGUGUGUGUAUCUGUGUGUUCUACGGUGUGGCUCGUCGAGGGGCGAGCGGAGGCUUGAAAAAAGGCGAGGGAGAAGCGAGAAGAGAGUCUCCGUCUGCGAGAACCUCUAAUCUGGUUGCUAUGGAAACCUAAGACCACAUAAAAGGAAGUCCAUUCUGAUAAUUCUGAUACCUGAGAUGCAACUGGACUGAAAAGUGGAACAGGAAAAAUUUUAGUGCCAACCUUACUUACAAUGGCUACUGAUUCAGGGGAACCAGCUAGCACGGAAGAUUCUGAGAAACCUGAUGGAGUUUCAUUGGAAAGCAAAGUUGCUCAGAUUACAGAAACUUUGACAGUGGAAGGUAGGCUAAAGGAAAAAAGCAGUACCUUCUCUGCUUCCGGAGAAACCAUAGAAAGGAAGAGAUUCUUCCGAAAGAGUGUUGAGAUGAUGGAAGAUGACAAAGUCACUGAAUCUUCCUCGAAAGAUGAGAGAAUAAAGACUGCGACAAAUGUUUCAAGAGUAGAAAAACUUCCUGCAAAUGUGCUCCGAGGUGGACAAGAAGUUAAAUACGAGCAAUGUUCAAAGGGAGCAUCAGAAUCAUCAAAAGAUUGUUUGAAGGAGAAAAAUGAAAAGGAAAUGGAAGAAGAAGCAGAAAUGAAGGCUGUAGCUACUUCUCCUAGUGGCAGGUUCCUGAAAUUUGACAUUGAGCUGGGAAGAGGAGCAUUUAAAACAGUAUAUAAAGGACUGGACACUGAAACAUGGGUUGAGGUUGCUUGGUGUGAGCUGCAGGACCGGAAAUUAACCAAAGCUGAGCAGCAAAGGUUCAAGGAAGAAGCAGAAAUGUUAAAGGGUCUUCAACACCCCAAUAUAGUUCGAUUUUAUGAUUCCUGGGAGUCUAUAUUAAAAGGAAAGAAAUGUAUUGUAUUAGUGACUGAACUUAUGACAUCAGGAACCUUAAAGACGUACUUGAAACGAUUUAAAGUCAUGAAACCAAAGGUCUUAAGGAGCUGGUGCAGGCAAAUUUUAAAGGGGUUGCAGUUCUUGCACACUAGGACUCCUCCUAUUAUUCACCGGGAUCUGAAGUGUGACAAUAUUUUCAUCACGGGACCCACUGGAUCUGUGAAGAUUGGUGAUCUAGGACUAGCCACCUUAAUGCGGACAUCAUUUGCUAAAAGUGUCAUUGGGACUCCGGAGUUUAUGGCCCCAGAGAUGUAUGAAGAACACUAUGAUGAAUCUGUAGAUGUCUAUGCUUUUGGAAUGUGUAUGCUGGAAAUGGCUACUUCGGAGUACCCUUAUUCGGAGUGCCAGAAUGCAGCUCAAAUAUACCGUAAAGUAACUAGUGGUAUAAAACCAGCCAGUUUCAAUAAAGUCACUGAUCCUGAAGUGAAAGAAAUCAUUGAGGGUUGUAUUCGUCAAAACAAAUCUGAGAGGUUGUCUAUCAGGGACCUACUAAACCACGCAUUUUUUGCUGAGGAUACAGGACUAAGGGUGGAGUUAGCAGAGGAAGAUGAUUGCUUAAAUUCAUCCCUGGCUUUAAGACUCUGGGUUGAAGACCCUAAAAAAUUAAAAGGAAAGCACAAAGACAAUGAAGCUAUUGAAUUCAGUUUCAAUUUAGAAACAGAUACAUCUGAGGAAGUAGCGUAUGAAAUGGUCAAGUCAGGAUUCUUCCAUGAAAGUGAUUCCAAGGCUGUUGCUAAGUCCAUUAGAGAUCGGGUGACUCUGAUAAAGAAGACAAGGGAGAAGAAGCCAGCUGGCUGUUUGGAAGAACGCAGGGAUUCCCAGUGCAAGUCUGUGGGGAUUGUACUCCCUCAGCCCCAGAAUACAACUUUGCCCCCUCCUCCUGCUCAGCACACUGGCACUGAAUGCGAAGAAACUGAAGUUGAUCAACAUGUUCGACAACAGCUUCUACAAAGAAAACCACAGCAGCACUGCUCCUCUGUUAUAGGUGACAAUUUGUCUGAGGCAGGAGCUGGAUCAGUAAUACACUCAGAUACUUCAAGUCAGCCCAGUAUAGCCUAUUCCUCAGACCAGAUAAUGGGCUCUCAAAUGGUUUCUAACAUCCCACAGGCUGAAAUAAAUGUUCCAGGGAAAAUUUAUCCAUCCCAGCAACUAGUGGGACAUUACCAGCAGAUUUCAGGGUUGCAGAAGCAGCCAAAGCUGACUCAGCCCCAAAUUUUGCCUUUAGUUCAAGGUCAUUCCACUCUUUUGCCUGUACAUGCCGUUGGACCUCCAGUUGUCUCACAACCCCAAGUUUCACCAUUAACUGUCCAGAAGGUCUCACAGGUAAAGCCUGUAUCCCAACCAGCUGGAGCUGAACAACAAGCAACUCUUCUAAAACCAGAUUUAGUUCGAAGUUUGCAUCAUGACCUGGCAGCCGUGAAGGAAAACACCAAUAUCGCUGAUAACCCAAGUGGAAAUGGCAAACAAGAUCGGAUCAAACAGAGAAGAGCUUCCUGUCCUCGAUCAGAGAAGGGGACUAGAUUCCAGCUUAUUGUCCUUCAGGUGUCAACCUCUGGAGACAACAUGGUGGAGUGUCAGCUGGAGACACACAAUAACAAGAUGGUCACCUUCAAGUUUGAUGUUGAUGGGGAUGUACCAGAGGAUAUUGCAGAUUAUAUGGUUGAAGAUAACUUUGUCCUGGAAAGUGAAAAAGAAAAAUUUGUAGAGGAAUUGAGGGCUAUUGUAGGUCAAGCCCAGGAGAUCCUUCAUGUCCACUCUGCUGCAGAAAGAGCCACCGGAGUUGACUCUAUUAACAUGGAAUCCAGCAGUAGCCAAACAGGAUCAUCUGAACAAGUACAGAUAAAUUCUGCAUCCACUCAAACCAGCAAUGAAUCUGCUCCUCAGUCAUCCCCAGUUGGUCGAUGGCGAUUCUGUAUCAAUCAAACGAUAAGAAACCGUGAGGCUCAAUCUUCUUCUCUUCAACAGUCCAUGUCUACAGUUCCUGGGCUAAAUUUGCUUUCUAGUCCAAGAAACAUAAGUAAUAAGGAAAUACCACAGGAUACACUGCUUACUCUAGAAAAUAAUCCAUGCCAGCAUCCACUUUUCACCUCCACAUCAGAACAAAAGGAUGUAGUUGAUGGUAAGAUUUCUGAAUAUGCCAGUGCAGAAACUAAGCAGCCAGCUGUACUUUAUCAAGUGGAAGAGGACAGGCAGAUAAUGGCACCAGUUGCUAGUAGUUCCAGUCAUUCUGCUACUUCAGUUCGUGCAGUUUCAUUUGAAUGUGAGGGACUCACCAACAAAGCAGGCAUAUUCCUACCUGUGUAUCCAGGUCACCAAGCUGCCAGUCAGGCCGAUGUACUUAUGGCCCCUCCUGGCGAGUCAACUCAGAUUGCUGGUAACUCUUUUACAACUCCAGCCUUUAUGUCUGAUCAAAAGCCUCAAUCCUUGUCAGUGCAGCAGCCAACUGUGGAUGCAGAGUUUAUUUCCCAAGAAGGAGAAACCACAGUGAACACGGAAGGAAGUUCUCCUAUGAUGGUCAUUCCCACUCAGACCCCUGGCCUGGAACCGACUACCCUUCUACCUGCUACUGUUCUGGAAUCAGAUGGGGAAGGACCUCCAAAAAUGGAGUUUGCAGACAACCGAAUUAAAACUCUGGAUGAAAAAUUAAGAAAUUUACUCUACCAGGAGCAUAGCACAUCUAGCAUCUAUCCUGAGAGUCAGAAGGAUACCCAAAGCAUAGACUCUCCAUUUUCUUCCUCUGCUGAAGAUACACUCUCAUGUCCAGUGCCAGAAGUCAUAGGCAUCAGUCACUGUGGAGUUCAAGAUAGUCCUGCACAGUCCCCUAAUUUUCAGCAGACAGGCUCUAAGAUCCUGUCCAAUGUGGCUGUGAGUCAGCCUGCUAACAUAUCAGUGUUCAAAAGGGACCUGAAUGUGAUAACUUCUAUACCCAGCGAAUUAUGUUUACAUGAGAUGUCCCCAGAUGCUUCACUUCCAGGGGAUCCAGAGGUCUAUCCUGCUGCUGUGUCAAGCGGUGGAGCCAUUCAUCUGCAGACAGGAGUGGAAACAGAAGAUAUGAGAUCAGCAGUUGCUCCUGAUCCCAUCCCUCUGACAGGAGAGUCCGCAGCUGAUACUAGGGCUUCAAGCAGAUGUAAAGCGUUGAGUGGAUCAUUUCAGCGGGGUCGGUUCCAGGUGAUCACAGUUCCUCAGCAGCAGUCAGUGAAAGUGACAUCUUUUGGAAUAGAACACACACCAGCAUUCAGUAAAAUGACAAGCCAGUCUAGUGAAGAAGCUUUACCCUUUACUGAAACAGCAAAGUCCCAGUUAGUAGAAAUGGAACCUACCAUACACAAGCCACAAACUUCACUUUCUUCUCAGAAGUUACCAGUUCUACAGGAAACCAUUAAAGAAGAAAAGAAAAUUCCCAAACAAGCUGAUAACUUCUCAUCUUUCAGUACAGCUUGUGAGAUUGAUAUAUCUUUGAUAACUCCAGAAAAGGAAUUGGAAGAAAAUUCAGCCACAGGAAGUAGCAUGCAGUCAGGAUCUGAACUGUUGCUUAAAGAGAAAGAGAUACUUACUGUCGGGAAACAGCCUAGCUCUGAUGGUGAAUUUUCAGCCACUCUUGCUGGCACAGGGAAAUCAGUGGUAAAGGCUGGUCCAGAGAGAGAAAAAUGUUUACCACUCCAUGAAGAAAAAGCCUGUGUUCAACCACAGAGCUCACUCUUCUAUUCACCAUCUUCCCCAAUGAGUUCUGAUGAUGAGUCAGAAAUAGAGGAUGAGGACUUAAAGGUGGAGCUUCAAAGAUUACGAGAAAAACACAUUCAGGAGGUGGUAAAUCUUCAAACCCAGCAGAAUAAGGAGCUGCAGGAGCUCUAUGAACGCCUUCGGGCAAUUAAAGAUAGUAAAAUCCAAUCAGCAGAGACUCCUCUGACACCUGCAUCACCACGCAGACCAAGAUCUUUCAAGAGCAAACUUCGAAGCCGUCCCCAGUCCUUGACACAUGUGGACAGUGGCACAGUUGCUACAGAUCCGCUGUGUGUGGAAAGUAGUGCAGCGUCAUGCCAGCAAUCUCCAGCUAGUAAAAAAGGGAUGUUCACAGAUGACUUGCACAAAUUGGUGGAUGACUGGACAAAGGAAACAGUAGGAAGUUCUCUUAUUAAGCCAAGUUUAAACCAACUUAAACAGAGUCAACAGAAACUAGAGACAGACAACUGGAACAAAGUACAAGAAAAUACUCCAUCUACUAUGGGCUACACAUCAACAUGGAUUCCUUCUCUGUCCCAAAUCCGUGGAGCUGUCCCAACCUCCUUGCCACAAGGACUCUCACUCCCUUCAUUUCCCGGGCCAUUAUCAUCAUAUGGAAUGCCCCAUGUUUGUCAGUAUAAUGCUGUUGGGGGGCCAGGGUAUCCAGUACAGUGGGUAGGAAUUUCAGGAACACCACAACAAUCUGUAGUAAUUCCUACCCAGUCUGGGGCACCAUUCCAGCCGGGGAUGAAUUUGCAGGCGUUUCCAGCUUCAUCAGUGCAGAAUCCAUCCACGAUCCCUCCUGGUCCCAAAUGAAUCAGAGUAGAUGAUGAAGAAAAGGGAAAUUUUUUUUCAGAAUUAUUUUCAGGACACCUGAAAUAUUAAACUUUCUUCUUCUUGAGUUCUGCCAUAUUUUCCCUAAUUUGAGUUUACUUUCCACUGUAUUUUUUUUUGGUUCCAAUGUAGUAUUUGAUAUAGCUCAUCAUCUUAUAGAACUGUGCAGUUUGUACAUAGAACACUGCACCCAGAAAUGUUUUUUCACUUCAAAUCCUAUCCUCUUUGAUACUUGAUUUUUUAAAAAUACCGUUCAGAAUGCUUUAAUAAGCUCGGCUUGAGCAUUACCAUUUCCAGGACACUUUACAUGCAUUGCUGAGAAGCUCCCAUUUUUUAUUGCUGCUCUCUGCAGCUGGAUGAUACUUUUCUUUAAAAGAUGUAAAAACUAAAUUGAUACUCCCCAAAUGUGGACGAAGUGAGACCCUCUAACAGCCGGAGUCUUACGCGAUUCUUCACAUGUUUAUCUUAGGUUUACCUUUCGCAGAAGGCAGGGUAACUUGCUGCAGGAAAUGUUUUGGUGUAUAAAAUUAGAAUAACUUUGUCAACCAAUAUAGGCCAUGAGCCCUUUUUAAUGUGAUUUUCUUCCCGUCGUCACAGCAGUAGGAGUGAAGCCUUGUUUUAGGUGAGGCGGAGAGAAAGGAAAAAACAGAACUGUAACAGUUCCUUGAUUCUGCAGAUACUGUAGCUGCUUUAGGAUUUCCAUAGUAAUUCAGAGCAGCUAUUUCCUUGUUUCUCAUGUGCACUCUACAUUGUUUUUGAGCAUCUGAGAGGCAUUGAUUUGGGUUGCAUUCUUUUGCAAGGGGUAUAUUGCAGCUGAUAUGAAUCUCAUUUGGGGGGAAUCUUUGUAUUCCUAACAAAGAGGAUUCAAGUUACACCUCUAUUAAUCCAUUCUUCUGAAGUGAAAUUUACUUGACACAGUAGGUUUUGUAGGUUUUGAGACUUACACAUGAAAACACUGGCUUUACAGGGUUCUAAGCGAUGUGGGGUAUACACUGUCCUGCAGUAGAUAGUAGACCCUCAAAGGAUACUAUUUAAGUUGCCCUUAGCUUUUUUUUAUUACCAUUUUUUUUAGUUGUUACAGUUUCCUAUUAGUAUCUAUAGCAUCUUAGAUGAUUUUAGGUCUUAGAUGAUUUUGGCAGCCUCUUUAGAAUCUGAGAGAGAUCACUGUCAAGUUGCACUUUACUGGGUUUUAUCCAGUUUUAGGAGGAGAGGAGGCAAUGUCAAAAUAUACAUUUUUGGUUUUCAAGAAGGUUAACUGUAAUAAUCUUAAAAGGCUGGUCACAGAGUUACCUAAUGUUCAGUCUGUGAAAUCCAAAUAGAAUUCUAAAAUGGUAUUUAUUGAGUACCACAUACAAACAUGUUUAAAAUACUUACUUUCCACUCUGAAGAUUUCAAGUACACAUUUACCUAAUAAUGAGUUUGUUUACUGGUAAACAUUCCAAAUUAUCACCCAACAUUUCUGUUAACAGAUUUUCCUCCAUAUUCCUUUAAAAAUUUUACCCCAUGAUUUUGCCUGGUAAUGAGGAAAACUUAAUGGGUGUACUUUUUUUUUUUUGCACAGUCUAAUUUGUGGCAUUCAGUACCUUCUUUUUUCAGAAAAAUGUGUCUUAUAUUGCUUACCUGAGGAUCAGACUCAGCAUCUUAAAGAUUCUGUUGCUGUCGUUUGGGGCAUCCAGGGCAGCAUUUUGAGAAUUGCUGUUGAUAAGAGCCACAGUUUCUUUUCAUAAAACAUACUCUGGUUUUGAUGAGUCUUUCAAAGUCUUAGGUGAAGAUUCUUCAAAUUUAUUCUACAGUAUUGGUUUGCAGGUUGAAGUGAUUUUAGGACAUUAGUGUAAUGCAGAUUCUUGCAUUGCAGUGUUUUCCAUGUGUAGAAAAACAAUGUGCCUAAAAUCUGUAAUUCUUUAAAACUGCCUGUGUUUCAUUAUGAGAGUUGGCUUUGUGUAAUUACAUUGAGACUUAACAACCUAUAAAGUGAAAGUACUGCAGGUUUUAAGAUCCCUUCUUCUCGAGUUGCAAUCCUUUUAAACAGUGUACCCCAGGAUGGAAAAAGCUCCAUGGAUGACAUGCACAAUUACAUUUAUUAAUGGCUGCUCUACAUCACAUGUCCCACAUUUUGCCACCACCUCUGUUUUAUGUAUAAUUCAUCAUUCUUUUGCCUGCAGACUUUUGCAGUGCCUUGCAAUACUUAGAAUCUUUUCAGAUUUUUUGCUGGAAAGAAAAGUAGUCUUCUAAAGUUUGAAGAUGGUGAGUAGUGUACUGCUGUCUCCAUGCUGACUGCAGUAGUUGGGUUAACAUAUAUGUUAUGUAUACAUUAUGUAUAUGUAACGUGUGUAAGUUUAAAAAUACAGAAAAAAGUGAGCUUGUGCAGAAAUGAAGAAGUCAGUGUUAUUCACAUCACUGUGGGUUUUUAAGUUAUUUUUUCCAUUACUUAAAUGUUUGAUUCAGAUUAUAGUCAUUUUGACUGUAAAUAUUAGCUAGUUUUCUAUCUAGGGGGUUUGCAUCAUUUCAUAAUUUUGCUAAAUCAUAUAAUAGUGCUGUUUUCAUCCUUGCCGAGGUACUUUUCCUCCCCAGAAAUAAUUAAUUCUUGACGUAAAGCUCAGAAAUUCCCUUCUUACUUAACAAAGAGCCUACUGUAUAACAAGGGCCUUCUACUCAUUUCCAACACACACAUACAAACCUGUCCUUUCCGUUUUCCUUCUUGUAGAAGAGAAAAGGGUUAUACUAAACCAUCCUACCUGUAAAGUUUAUUUGGGGGUAGUCUGUACGUCCAACCACCAUGUUUACUUCUCAGAGUGCAAGUCUGAUGAACAGUACUGUAUCUCCAUAUGUGGCAAUGUGAGCAUUUCAUCAUGAAGUACCUGCUGCUAUGUUUGUGAAGUUGGGUGUAACAUCAUAAGAAUAUGAAACCAGUAUUGGUGUAAAUCUAAUGAAAAUAAGCCUAAUGUAUAUUUGUAGCAGUCUUGAAUCUCUAUUUAAGGCAAUUUGCUGUAGUAUAACAAAUAACCAUUUUGUUUUUCAUCCCUUUCUUGCCAGUUUUAUAUCUAGCAUGAAUUCUAAUGGUUUGACAGCAAAAUUAUCUGUGAAAGUUUAAAAGGCACUUUUCUGCUGCGAUUUUUGGAUUGAGUGUGGAGUGUUAUGUACAGUAUGAUGGGAUGGAUCAUUUUAGAACCCCAGUUUUAAUUCCAGUCCAGUUACAUUUGUUUAUCUACCUCGUUUUCAGUGCUGUUUUAGGGUACACAAGUAAACACUGCCUGUGAAACUUGCUUUUUUGCCUUGAUUCUCGGUAUUCUUUCAGGUUCUAAUCUGGCCUGCCUUCUUGUUCCAGUGCUAGCUAUGAGUUUGAAAUGAGAGGGACCAUCACUCUGCCACCAAUCUCUGUUUAAGUGAUGAGAGCCACGUGCCUCUAUGAAGUAAGCUUUGGGGAUUUGAGGAUGGAGAGCAGAGAAAUAAAUCCAGUUGGUGGCAAUGAAGGACUUAAUUAUCGGAGUUAGUGGUAAAAUAAACAAAUGGUAAGAAAUUACCUAAAUUAGACAGUCCAGUGCCUGUAACUUUGCAUCUUUUAUUAGAGAUGCAUUUGUCUGUGUGCCUAAAGGGCUAUGGGUUGAAAUUGCUUUAACUACCACAGUGAAAUAAACCUUAACAGCAGUGGCCUGUCAUUCAGCAUAUUAGCAUACUGCUAGGUAUUUGCAGUGAUAUUUUGUUACCUUAAAAUGGCCAUAUGUGCUUUUAGUUGAAUUGUAGUUAUUGGUGACUGUCUGUCCAAUCUCUAAAGUUUAUCAGAGGCAUUGACUUUCUUCUUUGCUGUCUUUUCUGAGUGAUAAACAUAAUGCAUUCCUUUUUUUUCCCCAGAAAACUGAGCAAAUGUUUGUAAAUCACGUUGUUUCACGUGUUUACUGUGUAUAACACUACAGCAUAUUUAAUGUUAGUAAAUACUGUAUUUCAGGCUUCAGUGCACAAGUACAUUCCUGAAGUAUACUUGCCAUCAGUUUGAGAUUCAGUUAUUUAAUCUUGUUUGAUUCAGAAAAAUCUUGAGAUAUUUGAGGUGGUGUGCAGGCCAUUUUCUAGAAUUGAUUGUUCAUUUUUCAUCCUGUAGUUUGUUGGGGAUUUGUUUUUCCCCCCUUUGUUUAGAAGAUUAACCAGUUGCAGGGGGUGCAUAGAGAAGGCUAUUGGUUUGGUAAGUAUAAUUUCUAGGAUUGAAAUUUUAAAAACACAAACAAUCCAGACUGUAAAAUGGUGACACUCAAACUUGAUAAAACUCUUUGAAGUAAAAUUAGUGUGAAAUUUUUUGGAGCCAAAUGCUUUCAGGUCACCCUGGAAAUAGUCUUUGUAUGUGAAGGAUGAACACAAACAUUGGUCAGGGACCUUGACAGCCAACAUAGGCAGGGGCCUGGGAUAGUAACUAGGUUACACUGAAGUUAUUUUCAACUGAGAUAGUUGGAAGAUUAUACAAACCAACAGCUCCCAUUCUGGAAGGUUUUCUUUUAAUUUAAAAAAAAACAAACCUCAAACCAAAAGGCUAAAAGUCAAGCAAGAAGGGAAGAGAGAAACUGGGCUCUUGGAAAAAAAAAGUGCCAGUGUAAAAUAAAACUUCUAAAUGCGUGCUUAUCAUCCUUCCAGGUUUUUUUUUUUAAUUUUUAUGUUGCAUUUCUUCUCCACUAUAAUUUCAGAUUUCAGAUUGAAGUUUGUGGUUCAGAAAAUACCUUCAGCAGAAAUAGUGACUGAUCAGAAAGUGCAGUUGUUCAAGGUCUGUCAUGCUCAAUCAGUUAAAGCUGUAAUUUGUUUGAUAUGAGUAUUAAGCAUGCAGACCUAGUGCAGCAUGGGAGCCACUCAGGAAGUUUAUGCAAUUAAUAAACUUUCAUGCAUAAUUUACUAUAAAGUAUGCAGAAUUUCAGCCACUUCUCUACACUUAACAUUUAGUUGUAUAUGUGAACUCUCCUUUCUUAAUCGGGGAAUGUAGCAUUAUAUGGAAUGUUAAACCUAAUUUUAAUCCUUCUUGACAUUAACAUUUUUUUUGGGGGGUAAACCAAGUGAUCUGCCUUUAAGCAGGUGUCUGAUUUUGGUUCUUUGAAGCUGUGAUUUUUAUUUCAUUUGUACCCAGCCAUUGUUAAGUAUUUUGUUUUGUUUCCUGGAAAUUUUGUUUUGAAACAGAAAAUAAAGGCUGUGUUAAAAUGA
This is a messenger RNA of Vicugna pacos (alpaca), 11316 nucleotides long. RefSeq names its product WNK lysine deficient protein kinase 3 (gene WNK3). Gene Ontology annotation, biological process: protein phosphorylation. NCBI's taxonomy places the organism in Eukaryota, Metazoa, Chordata, Mammalia, Artiodactyla, Camelidae. Gene Ontology annotation, molecular function: protein serine/threonine kinase activity; ATP binding. The record is from RefSeq and is a predicted model, not a curated record.